AUGGUAAACAUGUAGCCAUACAAAAACCAGCAAAGCAAGGAAGUGAAUAUUACAAUUACAAGCAUUUUCACAGUAUUGUCCUUCUUGGAGUGUGCGAUGCUAACUACAUGUUUACAUUUGUUGACAUUGGUGAUUCAGGACACCACAGUGAUGGAGGAAUUUAUGCAAAUUCAGCAAUUAGCAAAUUCUUUGAAGAUGGUUUUAACAUGCCUCCACCGGCAAAGCUUCCUUCUUCAAAUGCGGAAGUGCCCUAUUGCAUUGUAGGUGACAAUGCUUUUCCAUUGAAACCAUACCUAAUGCGCCCCUUUCCAGACCGCGGUCUCUCAGAAGACAAAAGAAUAUUUAACUACAGAUUAAGCAGAGCUCGGCGCUGCAUAGAAAAUGCCUUUGGUAUUCUUGCACAAAGAUGGCGGGUACUGCGGUCGACCAUAAUGGCAAAUGUUGAAACUGCAACACAGGUUGUCAAGGCUACUGUUGUUUUGCAUAACUGGUUGCAGAGAAAAAGUUUGGAAAAGUCUGUGGAGAGUAGAAAAUACAUCGGUACCUAUGAUGUUGAUUAUGAAGUUAAUGGUGAACUUAUUGAAGGAGCUUGGCGAGAAGAAGAAA
Molecule: messenger RNA, 606 nt
Organism: Ciona intestinalis (vase tunicate)
Lineage: Eukaryota; Metazoa; Chordata; Ascidiacea; Phlebobranchia; Cionidae
Source: RefSeq, a predicted model, not a curated record